CCCCGCCUCCACCCCUCCUACCGCCACCCACACACAGCUAUGCCUGUCCCAGUACGGCCCAUUGGGCCUUUAUAUCUCCCCGCUGCUGUCCCCUUCCUCUCUUUCCUUUUUGCCUUUUCCUCUUUCCUUUUUCCUUUUUCCUCUUUCCUUUUUCCUCUGAUUUCUUGCAACUACCUAUUAUCUCCGCCCAGCAGCUUUGCUUCAUUGUGCAGUUUCUAUCCAAAUCUCCGCGGUGCUUUUCUCACACACUAUGAGAGAGUACCAUGGCUUCUCUUAUCCCUAACAUCCUGCCCAAGGAUUCCCACUCCCAAAUUAUUGCUGCCGGAGCAUCCAUUGCGAUUCUUGUCGGUAUUGUAUUUGUCACAACCUUCGGGGGAAAGAAGAACCCCGAAAAUGACGAAGAGCUGAGCACGUGGUCCUCGUUCAUCCGCUUCUUCUACGCGUGCUUUCUCAAGCCGCACGAGAAGAGCGGUGAGAAUGGCCAGCAAGAUGCUCUCGAGAGCUUCUACAAGGCGCAAGCCGGCGUCUAUGACGCGACCCGCAAACGACUCCUAUGUGGCCGAGAGGACAUGCUUGGGUUGGUGGCUGCGCAGUUGAAGCAAAAGGCUACAGCAGCCAACCAGUCGAAGAACCAGAGACGUAUUUGGGUUGAUGUGAGUAUAGAGCCGCACCCUCCAGCCAGUCGCGGCAACUGAUGCGCUAGAUACCCAGGUUGGUGGCGGGACAGGCUACAACAUCGAGGCUAUGUCCGAAUACGUAAACGUCCCCGAGUUCUUCUCCAGCGUCUAUCUUGUCGACUUCUCGCCCUCGCUGUGCGAAGUGGCGCGUAAGAGAUUUGUCCGCCUUGGAUGGAAUAAUGUGAAAGUUGUGUGCCAGGAUGCGAGACUUUUCCGACUUGAAGACCACGAGGGCGAGAGCGACGAGUCUUCCAGCGACCUCAUUCUCCCCCCGCCUGCCAUUUAUGAGUACUUCUCCGACUCAAAAUCUUCUGUGGGAGCAGACUUGGUUACAAUGUCAUACAGCUUGUCAAUGAUUCCCGAUUUCUACUCAGUGAUCGACUCUCUCACCAACCUCCUCUCUCCGUCUGGAGUUAUUGGAGUCGUCGACUUUUACGUGCAAUCUGUCGUCGAUCUGAGCUCCAGGAAUUACACCGGUGGUGCCCUGACACGCCACGUCAACUGGGUUAGCCGACUGUUCUGGCGUGCGUGGUUUGACAUCGACCGCGUCGGUCUCGAUGCCAGCCGCCGUGAUUACCUUGAAUACCGAUUUGGAACGGUCCUCUCGGCCGACAGCCGCAACUAUGCCCUGGGCGCCAUCCCUUACUAUAUGUGGCUUGGCUGCCCCAAGAAGCACUCGACAGCACUGUCUCCGUCCAGCCAUGAUAUUAUCGAGCGCAUAGAUGCGGCCGUCACCGAAUCUCCUUACCUACACCCCGCGAACUACACGGCCAACCUGUCAAAGGCAGUUGAGAAGGCAAACCCAGAGAUCCGAUCCAAGGCUUACUCCGCCGCUCUCCUGAACCUGACCUCCAACCUUCCCCUCCCUUCGUUCUUCUAUCAAAACCACCACUACCGCAUUCACUUCGACGAUCAGUUACAAAAGCACACCCAGUUCAACAACGAGUACAUUUACGCCUUUACUUGGGAAGAUACCCGUGUGGACGACCGUAUCCUGAAUCUCACCCCCUCCGACGUCGUACUCGCCAUCACCAGCGCUGGCGACAACAUCCUCUCGUACGCUCUACGCUCUCCGGCUCGCAUCCACGCCGUGGACCUGAACCCUUCUCAGAACAACCUCCUCGAACUCAAGGUCGCUGGCUAUCACUGCCUCCCUUACGCCGACUUCUGGAGGAUCUUCGGCGAAGGAAAGCAUGCCAACUUCCGCGAGCUGCUGAUUGAGAAGCUGUCGCCACACUUGUCGAGCCGCGCGUUCCAGUACUGGCUCGACAAUGUAUCUAUUUUCUCGCCCAGGGGUCGCGGAUUAUAUGAGACAGGUGGAAGCCGAUACGCCGUGAAGCUAUUCCGUUACAUGUCGAAUGUGUUCGGUCUCUCCAACGAGGUACGAAAGGUACUCCGCGCAAAGACUUUGAUUGAGCAACGAGAGAUCUACCGCUCCUCAAUCCGACCAGUAAUCCUCUCGCGCAUCCUCUCAAGCGUCUUAAUCUCACAGCCGCGCUUUUUGUGGGCCGCACUCGGUGUGCCAAAGAACCAGCUUGCCGUUAUUGAGAGCGACUAUCCUUCCAUAUCUCAGGGCACCGAUUCUUCUGAUGGAAAAAUCCUGGAUAAGAGGGUGAGGGAGCAGAACAGAGGUAAGGCAGUUUGGCAGUACAUGGUGGACACGCUUGACCCAGUUGUUGAGCACACUCUCAUCGGGCAGGACAACCAUUACUACCAGGUCUGUAUGGCGGGUACAUACACGCCACAGUGUCACCCAGAGUAUCUGGACGAGAGGGCGCACAAGAAGCUAUCUCGCAAAGAUGCAUUCGAGGGCCUACGCAUUCACACUGAUGAGAUCGAAGAGGUCGUAAACAGGAUACGACCUGGCACAUUGACUGUGGCCGUUGUGAUGGACAGCAUGGAUUGGUUUGACCCAGGGAGUCAGGCGGCGGCAACGCAGAUUUCGAAGUUAAACAAUGCCCUCAAGCUCGGUGGUAGGGUUAUGCUGAGGAGUGCUGGCAAGAAGCCGUGGUAUAUCGACGAAUUUGAGAAGUGGGGAUUUGUGGCUAAGAGGGAGGGUGUAAGAGAGAAUGGCGGUUGUAUUGAUCGGUAUGUUAACCUUUUUAUCCCCUGGAAGGAAAUGGCUAACUCCUAAACAGCGUCAAUAUGUAUGCAUCAUGCUGGAUUCUCACCAAGACCAAGGGUGUUCCUGUGGAGGCGGUGACAAGGGAUACCGCGAGCCCAGAGGCAUUGGAGAUUUAAUGAGCUACGGUGCUGGCCCUUGCCAUCUAUCUUUCACCACAUAUGGCCUUGAAGAUGCCUCGGACGGGCGCAGGGACGGACGGGAUAUGAACAGACUGCCUGUUAUACAAUUUGUGACACCGGCUGGUGAAGUUACUAAGCUUGUUAAGUAGUAGCUGUCAACCAUCGAUCUUAAUUAAGACGAUAAUUAGGCCUAGCAUCCGACGAAUCCGACGAUGCAUUGUUGGAUAAGGUCGUUCUUGGUGUCCUCUUCCAGGCCACGUGGUCUGCAGUUGUUUUGCAUUUGAUUGAUCCGAAUUAUUUAAAAUGGCCCAUAUAUAUGGCUUUUUCGCCAGUCUAUUGCAGCCGCUUGCAUUGUUGAGGCGUCUAUAUCAAUCUAAGUGCUCGGUUCGGUGUUGUGCCUAUAUCCCCACAUUAGCCCCGCACGCUGGACAGCUGGUGGAGACCUUGUUAUUGAAACUGCACUUGACUUUUUGUUUCUGGCGGGUAAAUAAAGAAAGCUUCCAUUCCGGGGGAAAGGAAAGGCUCCAGAGGUCAUCAAGACAAGAAAAGCUUGGUAGAAAAUACCACCUCAUGAUGGGUGGGCCGUCUC
This is a messenger RNA of Pseudogymnoascus destructans, 3510 nucleotides long. RefSeq lists its product as uncharacterized. The transcript has 2 exons. NCBI's taxonomy places the organism in Eukaryota, Fungi, Ascomycota, Leotiomycetes, Thelebolales, Thelebolaceae. The record is from RefSeq and is a predicted model, not a curated record. The coding region runs from base 745 to 2811 and encodes 688 amino acids.